AUGACCGAAAAGGAACAGAAUGUCAAAGCAGUGGUGUCUGAGAUUGCCAGCCGUCGCGGUGUGGCUGACAUGACGACUGAUGAGUCGUUAAGACAGCUCAGCGACCAAUAUGUAGAAUACUUGAAAUUAAUCAAGGACAAUUGGUCAUCGUGCCACGCGUCAAAGAUGCUCAAUGUAGAGCUCGUGCAAUACAUUGUACCCCGAUUCCGGCAAUUGUCAGCUCCACUGCGAGUACGAAUUCUGACCUCAUUCUUCUACCUCAAGGACACGCUGCGGGUGGAAGCGCAAGACAACCUCAUGGAGGUGCUCGGUUUCGCGGAAACCGAUGCCAAUGAGUGGGUCCGCAAGAUGGGACAGCUACUGCGGCCGUUUAUACUCAAUGGAAUGAUCGACUUACGACUGAUUGACACGGAGACGGCAUUCAGGAUAAUUACAUUUUUGGACGAACACAAAGAUUCAACCUACUACGAAAAGGAAGGGCUGGACAGUGUCCACAUCUGCAGCGUUAAAGAGUCCGACGGAUCGGUUGCGUCAAACGGAAUACAGAACGACGAUGAAUAUACGCAAUAUUAUCCGCGGGUGAACUUCGACAAACUGGGGGACACUAUAUUAAAGCGUGCUGUGAAUCGCAGGGAUGCCUAUGCACAACGCAGGAGCUUAUCAAUCACAGAAAUCUAG
Molecule: messenger RNA, 678 nt
Organism: Babesia bigemina
Lineage: Eukaryota; Apicomplexa; Aconoidasida; Piroplasmida; Babesiidae
Exons: 4
Coding region: 1-678 (225 amino acids)
Source: RefSeq, a predicted model, not a curated record